AUGACGCUGCCGCCGCCCGCGCGCCCCGCGCACUACCCCGCCGCGCAUCGCGCAAUGCGCUAUUACCGCAUCUGGAUCUACGCGUGCAACGGGGCACUGCUGCUAGGGGCGCUCGCGUUUUGUGCAGCAGCGGGCCGCGCGCUCGCAGAUUAUCGUCGCGCACUAGUGCCGGGACUAGGCGCUGCACAGCCUGGUUUUCUUUACGGAUACGCAGCGUUACCCGCGCAAGCUGGCCUUCUGCAACUUUUGGGUUGCUUGGCUGCUCUGCGACUUUCAGAACGUAUGCUGAACGCCUACUGGCUUGCCCUGCUAGCACUCCUCGUUGGGGACGUUGCGAUUGGUGUUUACUGGGCAUUUAGAUUUGAAAGAGUUUGCCGUGAGUUACGACCUCAACUACGCAUCCGGCUUGCAAGGGACUACGACUUAGACGCAGACUUUGCAGAAGCUUGGGACCGAUUACAAAGAGAACAACGUUGUUGCGGAGUUACAGGUCCGGCAGACUUUACAGCAUUUAAUCGAACCACAUUACCGCCUAGUUGCUGUCGAAUACCCGCUCAUACUCCCGCUGUUACUCCGGCCACAUUAGCUACCACCUCUGUCACGUCGACUGUACCAUUCACACCGGUGCACUGUGUGCCACACACAGCCGCUUGUGCUGAACGAUUGCUUUCUUGGUUACGAAGAACUACGGAUGCGUUAUUUGUUUUAGGAUAUUGCGUUAUAGCAUUUUUAAAAUUGUGCUUCCUUGGAAUAUUGCGCUACGAAAUAAAAGAGAUGAUACAAAAAAUCAGAAUAUUACGCAGUGAGCUCGGUGCGGGUGAGUUUUUAGAAGGAAGUCCGAUGCAUGGAGGACCUUUAUCUCAGACCGUUGUAGUUAACGCUGUGAAUGCAAAUGGAGGUGUUCGCACUCACGGCGGUAGUCCAGAGCGAGCGGGAGAAAGGGAAGCCCUUCUCGGACGGGCAUCGGAACCGUGUUCCCGACGAAGUCUACAUGAUGAGCCACUUGGGCCAAAAACAGUCAAUGGAAACAAUAAUUGCGAGAUGCGUGAGUUAGCGCGAGGAGAAUACCGACCCCUGGCAGCUGAUAGUGCAGCGACUCGAAUCUGA
Molecule: messenger RNA, 1107 nt
Organism: Melitaea cinxia (Glanville fritillary)
Lineage: Eukaryota; Metazoa; Arthropoda; Insecta; Lepidoptera; Nymphalidae
Product: CD82 antigen-like
Exons: 1
Coding region: 1-1107 (368 amino acids)
Cellular component (GO): membrane
Source: RefSeq, a predicted model, not a curated record